AUGUCAGAAUUCCCACCGAACUUAUCAAUUAGACCGCUAACUAUUGAAGAUCUUGACCAAUGUGUUGAACUAGAAUCGAAGGGCUUUUCUGAAGAAGAAAGAUGUCCAGCAGCUACUAUGCGAUAUAGACUUACAGUUGCACCAGAGUUAUGCUCAGGUUUGUUUAUUAGAGACUUUGAAUGGAAGUAUAAUUUACUUAAUCUACCUGAAGUAGCCAGACAAGUUGAGCGAGAGCAUGAUGAAUCGAAAAAUCACAAAGAAAUGGACGAAGAGGAGUUUCCAGGCAAAUCCUCGGUGACUAAAGAAACUUUGGUUGGUCAUAUUAUUGCUACAAAAAUAGCGGGGACUAGAAUCUCCGAAGCGUCUAUGCAGUUGCCUACUGAAGGAGUUCAGGGGUCUGGUCAUAUUGAAAGCUCAAGAAUUAUUGGGGUGCAUUCAGUAGUUAUUGAACCAAAGUGGAGAGGUAAAAAUCUAGCUGCUUUAUUGCUCCAUGACUAUAUACAAAAGCUAUCAAAUCAGGAUGUUGGUGAUCAAUUGGUUUUAAUUGUCCAUGAGAAAUUGAUACCUUUUUAUGAAAAGAUGGGUUUCAGCAAUUUGGGCGAGAGUGCCUGUAAACACGCAAAUACUAAGUGGUAUGACAUGGCUGUUGAUUUGGUUUCUACAGACGAUCUUUAG
Messenger RNA from Lodderomyces oxycetoniae, 675 nucleotides. Its product is annotated as polyamine acetyltransferase. The coding region runs from base 1 to 675 and encodes 224 amino acids. Gene Ontology annotation, cellular component: cytoplasm. The record is from RefSeq and is a predicted model, not a curated record. Lineage: Eukaryota; Fungi; Ascomycota; Pichiomycetes; Serinales; Debaryomycetaceae. The transcript has a single exon. Gene Ontology annotation, molecular function: aralkylamine N-acetyltransferase activity.